AUGGAUUCACACGGUAGCAACUCCAUCUUCGUCGAUGCCGACGAGCUUCGCACCAACUUUGCCAGCGCGAUGUCGGCCAUGUACCGAAAGGAAGUUCCUCUAUAUGGCGACCUCGUCAAUAUUGUCCGAGACGUCAACACUUUGAUUCUGCAGAAGCGACAAGCUUCUGACGCCUCGACGACAUCUGCUGCGAUUCGCACCAGCUCCGAGCGACUUACCCUCGAACGUCAUGGCGCUAUUCGCCUUGGCACCCCCUACGAGCUCCAGACAGUGACGCGUAUAUUUAAAAUCCUAGGGAUGCAUCCAGUCGGCUACUAUGACCUUUCUCUGGCAGGUUUGCCGAUGCAUGCCACCUGCUUUCGUCCGACAGAGGUCUCCAGUCUGGAUAAAAAUCCUUUCCGUGUCUUCACAACACUGUUGCGGCCCGAAUUGCUGGCUUCGGAGGAAGCCCGGAAGCUAUCUUUGACCUUACUUGGAGGGAGAAAGAUUUUUACGGACAAGCUUCUGGGGCUCCUCGACAGGGCGGAGUCACAAGGUGGCCGACUCGACAAGUAUCAGGCCGAAGUGUUCAUUCCCCAGGCGUUAUUUACAUUCAGCUGGAAGCCUAUUGCUGCGGCUACCUUCAGCCAAUACAACCUGAUCAAGGCGGAGCACCCCAUCUUGGCCGACAUCGCUUGCUUCCAAAGCUCCCACAUCAACCAUCUCACCCCACGCACGCUAGACAUCGAUGCUGUCCAAGAGGCCAUGCAGAGAGCUGACAUGGCUGUCAAGUCACGCAUCGAGGGGCCGCCACUACGCAAGUGCCCGAUCCUGCUGAGGCAAACAAGUUUUCUUGCACUUGAAGAAGCAGUCAAGUUUCCUACCGACGGAGGCAAAACCGAGGAGGCCCUGGUGGAGGCAAGCCACAAGGCCCGCUUUGGUGAAAUCGAGGAGCGGGGUGCAGCUGUGACGGCGAAAGGAAGGGAGCUCUACGACAGACUGUUGAGCGAGAGCCGGGAGAUGGCGGGAGAUGCGAACCCGAAAGAGGCAGACGCCAUUGUGGCCGACACCUUCAGGGCGUACCCCGAUGAUUGGGUCCAGUUGAGGAGACAAGGGCUGAUCUUCUGCGAGUUUCGAUGUGUGAAGAAACCGGCCGAAAAGCCCAAGAAGGAGUAUACCAAUGUGACAUUGCUUGAGCAGCUCAUCUUGGAUGGCGUCGUCCAGGCAUCCCCCAUUACCUACGAGGACUUCCUCCCGUUCUCUGCAGCGGGCAUCUUCCAAUCGAACCUGAAGAACAGGACGGGAGAGGAUUCAUCGCUGGACCUGAAGCCACCAUCGUCGGAUAGGGAAGGGCUCGAGGAGGCUAUCCAAACGAAGCUUCUUAAUGCUGACGAUUGGUAUGCUUAA
Fusarium vanettenii 77-13-4 is the source of this 1386-nucleotide messenger RNA. RefSeq lists its product as uncharacterized. Lineage: Eukaryota; Fungi; Ascomycota; Sordariomycetes; Hypocreales; Nectriaceae. Bases 1 to 1386 code for a protein of 461 amino acids. Gene Ontology annotation, molecular function: oxidoreductase activity. The record is from RefSeq and is a predicted model, not a curated record. The transcript has a single exon.